This is a messenger RNA of Rhinolophus ferrumequinum (greater horseshoe bat), 2535 nucleotides long. RefSeq lists its product as uncharacterized. The record is from RefSeq and is a predicted model, not a curated record. NCBI's taxonomy places the organism in Eukaryota, Metazoa, Chordata, Mammalia, Chiroptera, Rhinolophidae.
UGCCCGGCCGGGCGCGCCUGGCGGCCGCCUCGGGACGUCGCUUCGGUUACGCCUGCUCUUUCUUUAGCCGUUUCUCGUUUUAGGAUGUGAGAAGGGUAGGGAUUCUUCAACCAGACCCAAGGGAAAAACCAGUGUUGGACGACCGAUGCCAGCAGGUGCACCCGCCGAGAAGAGCUACUUGACUGAGCCAAGAACCAGAGCGGCGCCUUGGCGCAGGCGCGUCCCUCCCCUUCUGCUGUCGGAUUCGAGGGCUGGGAAGACAGGCGAGAGGUGACAGCGCAUGCGCCGGCCGCUGCAGCGGAGUGCGCGUGCGCACCUCGCGGCGGCCGGCCGGUUGCCUGGUUACGGCUGUUAGCCGCUCCGGGUUCUUUCUGCUGGGGAAGUUGGUUCGUUCUGGUGGGGAAGUUCGUUCUAGCUCUCGGGAAGCAAUGCCCGUCUGCUCUCCACAAAGCCCUGGAAGGUGCAGACGCCGUCAGCCCCAGUCCACAGGCGGCCGUCGAAGCCCCACUGCCCGGCUGUGCGCGCCUCCGGGGUCGCACCCCAGCACGCCACCGCCUCUCCCUGGCCCCUCCUCCCCGGCUUGGCCGUCACCUUCGCCGGCCCCUCUGCGCCGCCCCCAAUGCACGCAAUCUGUCGGGUCCUUUUCCCUCGGCUGGGCGAGCAGGUCCAGCCCCUCUUUUGUCUGUCCUAAUACCCCUCGAGGUCCAGGACUCUUACUCCCAGAGAGCAGCGACUCCCCCUAUGUCCAGUAGUGUCCCGUAAGCCGCGGAGCCCCGUGAAAGGAGGCCCCAACCGUUGCUGAAUGAGCGCAACUCCGAGGGUACCAAGCGACAGGCUAGGCUACUGGGCCUCAGCAUCCUGCACCUCCGGUGGCUGCUGCCUCGUCCUGGCGCGCCCACCCGGCAGGCACCAUGUGAGCCCUCCCAGGGAGGAUCUUAGCGAAGAAAGGGUGCUGCCAUUUGUAUCUUCAUGUUUCCGAUGAGAAAAGGGAGGUCCGGCCUACUCACCUGCACACCUUCCUGGCAAGGACGACGAAGAGCAGCAGCCCGCCCCCCUUGCCCCAGCUCCUUCCAGAGGUCAGGAAGGGUGGCAAGUGUACCCGUCUUGCAUCACCUGGCAGCCCAGCUUGCAGUGACGGCUGCUGCUACUGCUGCAGUGGCUGAGGUGCACAGCCCGGGGUGGCAGGGAACCUGGGUCACCGGUGGGAACGCGAGGCCCGGGAAGAAGGAAGGAGUGUGGUGCAGCUAUUUGUCUGGUGUGACACUGUGUGGGGAACGUUUCAGCCCAUCUGACGUGCCACUCUGCUAAGCUAACAUUUGCCUUGCAGAGAUUGAGUUCCCAAGUGGGAACACGUGGAACUCCACUGCCCUGGUCCCCUUCUUCCUUCUUCCUGGUGGUCACUCUGCUCUGCAGUUGCUUUCUCCCAACAAGGCGCUCCACAGAGAGAUGUCAUUGUUAGCCCUCCUCCUGAAAGAGGGGAAAGUGGGGGCAAAGCACUGACUCCCCUCGGCUCAGGGCUGCCUGCCUCCUCUUUGCUCUCAAUUUGAGUUCAAAGAGCCCAAGAGUUGGAGCCCAGACUUGCCCCUCUGGGGUUCUGAGGAGCCCAGUGGUUGGCCCUGGUGAGCUCUAACCUGGAGAGACCAUAAGCUGCAGAAAUUAACCCACCCUGGACAAAUGGAAGACCUCUGGGCCCUCGGGCGGAGCUGUUAAAGAGGCAGCCUUGUGUUGACUCCUGCAGGGUGACUUUAAGGAAAGCUUUGAUUAGCUAGUUGACCUGCAAGGACUUUGGGCUUUCCUCCUCUCCCCUCCUCCCUCCUGCUAAGCCUCUGUCUAAGGGAGGUUUUCGCAGGUUCUCAGCCGUUUGCAGCCUGGUGUGGAAGAGGGUUCCUGGGCCCACGGCUGAGCCAUCAGGCCUCUGGGCCGUGGAGGCGAGGGUGCGGAGCACAGACCUUUUUUUUGCUUUAAGGCCCAGCCUGCUUCCUACAUGCUGUGCGCCCUCUGUCAUCUUCCUUAACCUCCCUGAUGGUCCUCCUCAACCUGGGGUUCAAGCAGGAUGAGAACGUGGACAAUCGGAGGGCUGAAACGGGAUGCUGUUGGUAUAUAUAUGCUGGAACUGUUUCGGGCAAACGGAUGUAGGAGGACUGGCUGCAGAGCACUCGGGGGCCUAUACCUAGGAGGUAUGUUGCCGUGACAGCCAUCGUUAUUCUCCAUCAGGCUUCCUUCCCUUUCCUGCAAUGUCCAUUCCUCUCUCCUUUCUCCUGAUAGAAAUGUCACCACUUCCCUGAAGCCCCUCCACCCCCGCCCCAGGUGGGCUAGAAUCAACCGCUCUUUUCUGGGGGCAAAGUUGUAGCUCCUCAUGCAGAGACCCAUGGUGGAUUUAUUGUUACCCGGAGCACACAGGUCACAGGGCUGCACGCUUGCCCGGACAAUGGGCAGAGGCUGUGCCAGAGAACCCGGCUGUCCUUCCCAUGUUUACGCCAGUCGGCCUCUCCCAUUGGUCUGUGCUGUCCAAGGAGACGGCCACUGAGCACCUGC